Ostrinia furnacalis (Asian corn borer) is the source of this 2065-nucleotide messenger RNA. It is a transcript of the gene Gpat4, whose product is annotated as Glycerol-3-phosphate acyltransferase 4. The coding region runs from base 150 to 1526 and encodes 458 amino acids. The record is from RefSeq and is a predicted model, not a curated record. Gene Ontology annotation, biological process: triglyceride biosynthetic process. The transcript is spliced from 10 exons. Gene Ontology annotation, molecular function: glycerol-3-phosphate O-acyltransferase activity. Gene Ontology annotation, cellular component: endoplasmic reticulum. NCBI's taxonomy places the organism in Eukaryota, Metazoa, Arthropoda, Insecta, Lepidoptera, Crambidae.
UGCAGUAUGGCCGCCAACACAUCGAGGUGGCGAAGAAGAUCAGCAGACUCGACAGUUCCGAUGAGGAUGAAGGUGCCACCACUCCGCCUGUGCCAAGCGACAAGCCACCAUCAGCUCUUAUCAAGGAGAACGGACUCAAUGGUACAAAAAUGACAGUAAUAGAGAGGGACGAGAUCCUCGGACCCUCACCGGAGUUAAACUACAAGCGGAGCUCGAGUCAGGAACGCGUCAACGGACACAAGCCUCAGGAGAAGGUCAACCUGGAGUUCCAUCUGUCUCACUGCUUGGAUCUGGUGAAGGCAGGCAUGGAGUCCAUCAUUGAGGAUCAGGUCACCUCCGUCUUCGAGGCUGAGGAGUUGAGGAGCUGGAACCUCCUCACGAGGACUAACAGGCAGUACGAGUUUCUAACAUGGCGUCUAACCAUCAUAUGGGCUAUGGGUUUCAUAGUGCGCUACUUCUUCCUGCUACCGUUGAGGAUACUCAUCUUUAUAUUCGGGGUGUGGUGGCUGAUCAUAAGUACCGCGUGCAUCGGUACACUCCCGGACGGACCUCUGAAGCAGAAGACCAACUAUACAGUCUCCAUAAUGUGCUUCAACUUCCUAUCGCGGUGCAUAUCGGCGGUGGUGACGCACCACGACGUGCACAAUAAGCCGGCACGCGGAGGCAUCUGCGUCGCCAACCACACGUCGCCCAUCGAUGCCCUCGUGCUUAUGUGCGACAACUGUUACUCGCUGGUGUGGUGGCUGAUCAUAAGCACCGCGUGUAUCGGCACGCUCCCGGACGGACCUCUGAAGCAGAAGACCAACUAUACAGUCUCCAUAAUGUGCUUCAACUUCCUAUCGCGGUGCAUAUCGGCGGUGGUGACGCACCACGACGUCCACAACAAGCCGGCGCGCGGAGGCAUAUGCGUUGCCAACCACACGUCGCCCAUCGACGCGCUGGUGCUUAUGUGCGACAAUUGUUACUCGCUGAUCGGGCAAAGGCACGGCGGUUUCCUGGGUCUGCUACAGAGGGCGCUAGCGCGCGCCUCGCCUCAUAUCUGGUUUGAGCGGUCCGAGGUGAAGGAUAGGCACGCUGUUGCUAAGAGGCUCAAAGAGCACAUAUCCGUCGCGGACAACCCUCCCAUCCUUAUCUUCCCGGAGGGGACUUGCAUCAACAACACCUCAGUCAUGCAGUUCAAGAAAGGCAGCUUCGAAGUCGGAGGCACCAUCUACCCUGUCGCUAUCAAAUACGACCCUCGCUUCGGCGACGCAUUUUGGAACAGUUCACGUCACGGCAUGCUGCACUAUUUACUCAACAUGAUGACGUCAUGGGCGAUUGUGUGCGACGUGUGGUAUCUACCAGCCAUGCAUCGAGCGCGAGAUGAAUCUGCAGUAGACUUCGCGAAUAGAGUAAAGGCGGCGGUCGCAAGGCGCGGUGGCCUGGUUGAUUUACAGUGGGACGGCCAACUAAAGCGAAUGAAGGCGAAAAAAGAAUGGCGGGAGCUACAACAGGAGGAAUUCAGUAAACGGUUAAAAGGCGAGUAGAACCGCGCGACGAUACAGCGGAGCUGUGACACGCCGUGCGGAGCUGUGACAGUACGCGGUGCAACGCUGUGACAUCACGUGACGAGGAACUGUUACAGUAACAGUGACAUGACGUGUCGAAGAUUUGACGGUGACCUGGACCUGUUAUAAUAACAGUGUCGCUGUGAAAUCACGUAACGGGGAACUGACAGUGACCCGUACCUGUUAUAGUGACGUGGAGCUGUUACAGUAUGUGUGACAGUGACGCGGAUCUGUGACGAGAAGUGUAACGGUGACAUGGAGCUGUAACGACGUCACGUGGAACUGUGUCAGUGACGCGCAGCUGUGACAGAACGUCACGUGAACUGCGGAGCUACCACAAUACGUGUUGCGGACUGUGACUGUACGCGGCAGUGUAACAGUGCGUUAUUCUGUGACUAAGUGAUUUAGUGUUGUGACUUUACCGGACGCCAUAUUGGAUUGAAGUUUAUUUAUAGACGCUAUGGCGAGGGAUUUUAUGGAGAGCAUUCUGUUUAAGACACUGGUUUUAGCAUCAUCAA